This is a messenger RNA of Elaeis guineensis (African oil palm), 4115 nucleotides long. RefSeq lists its product as uncharacterized. Gene Ontology annotation, cellular component: actin filament. NCBI's taxonomy places the organism in Eukaryota, Viridiplantae, Streptophyta, Magnoliopsida, Arecales, Arecaceae. Gene Ontology annotation, biological process: actin crosslink formation. Gene Ontology annotation, molecular function: actin filament binding; cytoskeletal adaptor activity. The record is from RefSeq and is a predicted model, not a curated record.
AGAGAGAGAGAGAGAGAGAGGAUCUUCUUUUGGAUCUCUUGUGGUUCUCUCUUUUGUUUAUUUUUGGGCUGUGGAACUCCCACAGCCUCUGGUUUGGCUUUGGCGGGAAGGUGGGAGAUGAGGCGGGUGGGGCGGGCGGAGUCGCCGGAGGUGGUGAGGGUGAACGAGUCCUCGCCGGAGUCGAGCUUCCGCGAGCUCGACGACGUCUUCUUGCAGACUCAGGCAAGAAUAUGGCUUGCAGAAGUUCUGCACAUCAGAUUUGAUGAGGAGAUGGCCAUUGCUGAAUUACUUGCGGAUGGAGAAUUGCUGUUCCAAGUAUCAAAAAUAGUAUGGAAAAUGCUCUUGAAAAAGUAUCCAGAGCUGAAGCAUUCAAAAGUUUAUAUAUAUGAACGAACUUCUUUUGGCAAAAGUAAUAGGAAGUACAUGCCUUAUCCCAAGGUUGACUCAUUUUUGAAGGUCUGCCAGAUCCUCGGGUUGACUAGCAUUGAUCUGUUCUCCCCAUCUGAUGUUGUUGAGAAAAGAGAUAUUCGCAGAGUCUGUAUGUGUAUACGUUCUCUCUCUAAGAAAGCCAGGUCGAAAAACUUAAGAGUUCCAGAUUUUGAUGUGGUCACAUAUGCAAUAGUCAUGCCCACUGAUCUGGUUGGUGGUAUCCGCAGGAACUUGGAACAAUCACAGUGUAGCUCAUCAAGUUCCAGUGGAUAUAGUCCUUGCAUUGAUUCAAGGGAAAUAUACAGACAGAGGAGUUCCAGUGGUAACCAUGCUCAAAACCAUGACUCAAAUUCUGAGUCUGAUGAAGCAGAAAGCAGUUUUGCUGGGUUAGAAUUUCAGAGUCCACGGUCAAAUGCUUCAUAUGAUGCUGCUACCCUGUUGAAUAGUGUUGGAGGGAAUUUCCCUGGAGGAAACUCUGUUGAUGAUGAAAAUUUAUCUCAAAUGCACAUGGACUUUAACAUGGAAAGCCAGGAGUGUCAUGAAGAUGGGCAAAAGAGUAGGCUUCGUGGAGAAAUUAUGUUAACUGAAUUAGCAGAUUUUCCUCAUGCAUCUGUUGGAAAAAAUGACAACCAUAAUUUCAUAGAGGCGCUUAAUUGUAAGUCAUUCUUGUCCCAUAACGAAUGUAGAACUUAUCAAGAUACAAGGACCUCUUUUGCUCAACUGGGAGACAUGAAAUAUCCAGACUGCCAUAAAUCUGGUGAACAGAUUCACAGUGCUGAUAUCAACUGUUUCCAAAGAUGUGCUUCAUGCUUUGAGGAUUCUAUGUCUGGAUCAGAUAAGAAACUUAAUGUCGAUGGGAAAGAAGCUUAUGAAGGGUAUGUCGGCUCAGUGUUGAGGAAUAUGAAUGAUAAAAAUCUCUUUGCUAAAUGCACAACCUCCAAUACUUGUACAGAUCUUGACAAUGAAAAAGAAGAUUUUGCCAAGGCAUCCAUAGGUGCUCAGGCUGAAAUUGUAUGUGAUUCUCCAGGAGAGGAUAAUGUACAAUUUGAUUGUGUGGCUCAGUAUGAGGAUGUCUUCAAUGAUUGUUAUAAAUGCAUACCUGAAUCUCAUGAUAGAAAGCCUAGAAGUAGUGAUAUCAUGGAGUUUUUAGAUGGAGAAUGUGAUCUACCUCCCAGAGGAUGUAUCGAUGUUGUUGCUGGAAAUGAGGAGCUUAAACAUGAUGGAAAUUUUGUCGAUUGGAGGACUUUGCCAGCAGACAUUAUCAGCCAUCAAGCAAGUUUUUCAGACUUAAAUAUCUACAGCAUGGACAAUUCUAAUUUCCUUAAUUCUGAUUCAGUGGUACUUGGUGGCUCAGUCGGUAUGGACACAGAUAAUUUAGAUUCAAAUGGUAGAGGCAUUAAAUACGGGGAUAAAAGGAAACCCUUAGAGGAGGACCUGGAUUCUGAAAUGCUGUCUAUGGCUGAAGCUCAUGCUCUUUCAGAAAAUGCAGCAACUGAAGACAAAUUAAAUAAGUGCGACUGUACCACUACUGAUUUGCAUGACAGAGAGAGAAACGAGGACAAGGAUCUGUUGACACCCAAAAGCUGCUCUUUAAGUGUCAAAACUGCAGGUAUCAAUAGAACCUCUUUGAAUGGGAUAAAGUUGCCACCUGUUCCUCAUUCUAGCAAACCUGUUGAAUUUCUUAAAUGUGAUACUAAAGAAUCACAGCCUGGCUCGAAAACUGAGGAUGAAAAUUCUGCUGGAUCUUUAUCAUCAAAUGCAGACAAGCAGGAUCGUUGUGUGGGAACUGUAAGGCAAUCAUGCAGCCAAUAUCAUAACCCACCUCCUGCAGAUUCAGCUUGCAAAAGUGAUGAAUGGGUUAUACCAGCCCAUUCUGAUAUCCUCUCUGAUUCUGGGACCACGGAGGAUAAGAACCACAGUGCCACUGGCACAGUCAUGUCAGAUGGAUGUUCCAAGGCUGAAUCAGAAGAUGCUCUCUCACAGAAUGUAUGGAUCACCCAUAUCAGUGGAACUUCAGCAGCAGCAGUGAGCCAAGCACCGGACAACAGAGAUGUUUCCACCUCCGAUCGUGAGAUGGAUGCAGUUGAACAACCAGAUGAUUCGACGGCGCAUAAAGAAGAUACCACUUACGGCCAUCCCAUGAGUCGUCCAAAGCAUGAAUCCGUGACCGAUUUCAACUUUCGUGGUGUCAAAAGCCAAUUAAUUGCUGGGAACUUUAACACUGCAAAUGAAGGUGGAUUGAAAGAUUACUUAAUUGAACGGAAGGACAGUUCCUGUUUUAAUCCAUGUGAAGCAUGCAAAGAUCCGAUGGUAGAGAUUAAACAAGACGGUCCUGAGAAACGAUGUGCAGAAAAUAGUCUGAAUUGCCAUACUCAGAGUGGAAGCAUCCCAGACUUUUCCACGAAAUGCAGCUCACAAUUGAUUGAAAGAGAGAAUGACGAUGAUUGUUGCGUGAGCUCUUCGGAAGUAGAAGAUUCAUGUGCUCGCUGGAUGAAACCUUGGUCAAGCAGUUGUAGAGGAUCUAGCCAGCGGCUUCUCUCAGUAGAGGAAAUGACCCUCAGGCAUUCGCAUUCAUCUAUGCCGAAUGGCAUGUUAGCUAUUUGUGAUUUCGAUUCAUCAUGUCAGCGGCAGAUUCAACAAACUGUUAUUGAUCCAUCAGACAACACAUGCUUGCCAAUGGGAAAUGAUAUCAUGCAGAGAGAAACGUCAGGAAGCCUGGGGAUUGAUUGUAUGGACAGAAGUGAAUUUAAUGGGUUGGAAAAACGAGGGACUGAAGUUACCGAAAAUUCCAAAGCACCCUGCACCGGUUACCCAAAUGAACUUGAUGGCUUGGAAUUUGCGGAUACCCAUAAUGCAGGUCCAGAAUCACCACCAGGUCAAGGUGGGGAUUGUGAAAUUGUGUCCAUGUAUGAAUCUGCAAGUUAUGACAGCUUUGCCUGCAAUGGCAACGAUCGGCAGUUUCAGGACAACAUUUGGCAGACUCAGGAAAACCUGCCCUUCUCAGCUCCAGGAUGUGCAGUGGAAGGGGAAGAGAACAAUUGCAUGGAGCAAAUUUCCGAGGGUGCAGAAGAAAGUGAAAAGGAAUCGGUGACGACACUUGUUUCAGGUGGGAAAAGAAGAGAUGGAACAACAAGCGAGAGACACAGUUCAGGCAAGAUAAUGCUGAAAUCAGUUGCUGGAGGAAUUACACUAGUCGGUUCACUGUUUCUUUUAUUACACCUCAGCAGGAGAAAGAGAGAUAAAGAGAAAAAUGGUGCAGCAGUUGUUGUGCCAUUACAAAUUCAAAAGCCAGGCAUGGAGGGUUCCACACAAAAGAAAAUAGAGAUAGGUAAAUCUGAUUCACUGUACCCUGGAGAGAGGCUGAAGUUUUAGGACCAGGAUAUAAUGAUAUUGAAUCUAGGUUGCUUGCAAGUUACAUGAACCUAGUAAUUAUUUAACAGACAUAGCAUCUUUCCUUUAAUGCUGCUACAACAUGCUGCAACUCUGGUUUGGUGAAUAAUUCAUUUUCCAGGUUGUGUAUAUAGGAAUGUCAAAAUUAGUUCUUGACCUUAUACAGUUUUUUGAUAGGUGGAAAAAAUGGCAUGCUUAUCAUGCAAUGUAAUCUCGGCAGUGUAUAUGAAAAUGUGUUCUGAACAAUGUAGCAAUGAAAUUUUGGGCAAUGAAAUACUUGCUGCAAUUUUGUGAAA